CUCUAUGUGUAUUACCGUUCCGACACGCAUUUGGUACCGAAUGUGUAUGGGUAUGGAGGUACCGCCCUGCUCUGUCACAUUACAUUCACUAAGUAAAAGUGUAGUUGCAUGCGAAAGAAUUCGAAAAAUUAUGAAUGUCCUAAAGGAUUCGAUAUGACAUUUCUAAAUUUAUAUAGAUAUGAAUAAAUUAAUUUAUAUUAAAAACUAGAAUUUAGCAAUGUGUUCUUUAACUUUGGAGAAGAAGACAAUAACAAAAAAAGAAAAAUGUUAGAAACAAACUCCGUAAGUAGAGAAGAAAAAAGAUAAAAAAGAAGUUAGAGAGAUACAAGUCCAUCUAUCCCCUCAAUGUGACAAUAACAAAGAGAACCGGUUGGGGAAAGAGUUUUUUCUCGUAGUUGGCUUCAUACUAUCAUUUCAAAAAUCCUCUUUCUACAAGAUUUAACGAGAGAAAAUCUGUCGUUUUUGCUGCUCGAAAGAGCAACAACCUUAAAACAAUAAAAGAAAUACGAGAAAAAGAAAGUGAAGAACAGAUGUAUAUUUUUGUAAUCCAAACGAGAAUUCGCUUGAAAAUAACAAGAAGAUAAACCAAUACCAUCUUCAUUUCAAGCUUGGUCUCUAAAUUCAUAAUCCCUCCUCCUAUGUCAAGCCUAUGAGUAAUUGACAAAAAAAAAAAGCGAUUUUCAUAACAAGAGUGAAUCUUCUCCCCCAUAACCCAUUUGUUAGGAUGUAAUGGGGAGAGAAUAUGCAAACAACAAUGCUUUCGAAAUCAAGGUUCAUCAUUCACGCCCAUCUCUAGUUGAAGACCCGACAAUAUCAACUUUGGAGCAGCAACAACGUCGUCGCAAUCAACACCAAAGACAUGAAACCAGCGGUGGCGACUUUAAGCCCUUCAAACCGUGGUUCCCCUGGUUGGUUCCACUGUUCGUGGUGGCUAAUGUUGUUCUUUUCAUUAUCGUUAUGUAUGUGAACAAUUGUCCAAAGAGGUCCACAAACUGCGUUGCUGGAUUUCUUGGGAGAUUCGCUUUCCAGCCAUUGAAAGAAAAUCCUCUUCUUGGGCCCUCCUCCGAUACGUUAGUCCCUUCUAUUUUUUUUUUUCCUUAAGAAGAUCACAGAAAAUUAUAGAUAACCAAAGUGCUUGUAGGGUUUAACGUUAUAUUUUUUUUACAUGUCAUUGAUGUUCCUUUCUAAACAUCAAUGGUAUGUUUGAUUCUCCAGUCUAGACGGAUUGUUACGUCGUUAUUCAUACAAAUUCUUGAGAAUGUUCUUCAAUUACGAAUAAACAUUAAUUUUUGUAUUAUGACGAAUGAUUUUGCAAGUUCAUCAAAUUUUACAUAUUGUUAAAGAAAGAAUUCCAACUUUUUUUUGUUCUUAAUUUCAGGUUGUUGAAAAUGGGUGCAAUGGAAGUGGAGAAGGUGGUGAAGGGACAUCAAGGAUGGCGUCUUAUUUCUUGCAUUUGGUUGCAUGCUGGGGUUUUCCAUUUGCUUGCUAAUAUGAUCAGUCUUUUAAUCAUUGGCAUUCGUCUUGAGAAAGAAUUUGGGUUUAUUCGAAUAGGGUUGGUCUAUGUUCUAUCUGGUUUCGGUGGAAGUUUGAUGUCGGCUCUUUUCCUUGAGUUGGGUAUUUCAGUUGGUGCUUCUGGUGCCCUUUUUGGUUUACUUGGUGCCAUGCUUUCAGAGCUGAUCACAAACUGGACAAUAUAUGCAAAUAAGCUUGCAGCAUUUUCGACCUUGGUCAUCAUCGUCUUACUAAAUUUAGCAGUCGGGCUUCUCCCACAUGUGGACAAUUUUGCGCAUAUUGGAGGUUACAUUGCACCCCCUGCGAAAUCUAAAUACAAGGCAUAUCAGUAUGUGCUCCUUGCUAUAUCCUUGACACUUUUGAUUACUGGAUUUGCCAUCGGACUGUUGGAUCUUUUUAAAGGAGUUAAUGUGAAUGAACAUUGUCCUUGGUGUCAGUACAUGACAUGUGUGCCUACCCCAUUAUGGAGUUGCAAAUCACCAGAAGUAUAUUGUCAGUCAUCGCAGUUUGGACCUCAGUUGAAUCUUACUUGCCUGUCUACUGGAAAAAGUGGCACAUACAUUCUUCCAGAUGACAAUCCUACCCAUCUUCAAGUCUUAUGCUCUCAACUUUGCCAAUGAGAUAGAUGCUCGUUUAAACAUCAAGUGUGUUUCUUUUGUAACAAAUUUAUGAGAGCUUCAUAUGCAUUAGUAAUAUCACAUUUAUGUAAUUUUUGUAGAAAAGUUCAUUUUGUGGCUAUUAUUUUUUCUAGCAAGGAGUUGAUUUAUUUAGCUUUCGAGAAAAGAAAUAGCUGAUUGAAAUCAUGCUUUGACACAUAAAUUGCACUCCAAGUCUUAAACAUAAGGCAUAUCAUAAGAGUUUAUUUAACAAGUGGGUGCUUCCAUAUAGGGCAGAAACUAUGUCGAGCAGUGAUUCCCAAAUAAUCGAUAGCUCUAUGGACUCCGCCGACUUCUAAAACAAAGGUUUUGUCAUCUCAUCUCAAUUUUUUUGGUUGGAUAUAUGGUUAGUAGAAGAUACCCAUACUCACAUGGAGACUUUGAAUUUUGGGGUAACAUUUAGUUCAAUUUUGACUAGAUAACGAAUGACUAUAAGGUAGCUUUUGCAUACAUGUAAUCGGACUGCCUAUCCUCUUGAUGAAUGACUUGGGUGUACAGACUGUGGAAUGAUUUAUGGAGGUGCCUUAACCAUGACGAAGUAGAAUGAUUCAUUGGGCGGUUUAGUAAUGUUGGCCAAAUAGUUCAUGUUUUCAACUCGUGAGAGUCGAGGAUCGAGAAUAUCAUUGGUGGACUUAUCUAAACAUUCUUAGUGGUUUUUUCACAUUGAUUUCAUUCGGCAUGAGUAUGGAAUCACUCUGGGGAAUCUGGACAAUCCCCAAUCCUGGAGGCAUAACAUAUACAGGAUAUUAGCUCCAUAAGACAAAAAAAAAAAAAAAAAAAAAAACGAGCGUGCUUUGAUAGCAUCUUACUUUGGUUACUAGUUUGAAUAUAUUUAUGAGGUGACGCUGGAUGAUUUCUUCUAAGUGUGGAUGGUGUUGGAGGACAUUGACUCGGGAGAGGAGAAUACUUUGGGAUAUGGGUCGAUAAAUCUCUACCUCCUUGUUCCUUUGAAGACAUUGAGUGUUGGAAGUACGCCAACUUGUUCACUCGAGAGAUUCUUGAAGAUCAAUUUGUUUUGAUUGAUGAAGAGAAAGAAGAGUGGAGUAGUAUCAACACUGACACUAAAUUGUGCCCUUUAGAAGUGGUAACAUAUGUUCCUUCAAAAUUUUCGUUAUUUCGAGCAUAGAAAAAACAGGUUUUGACUAUUUCCCUAAAUUUUGAUGAAAAUUUAGGGGUUUAGAACUUAGGUGAUCACAAGGGUUAUUUUUGUAUUGGGAUGGUGGCUGAAAUUCUCUUUCUUAAUUAACUAGAAUUAAGAAGGAAAAAUGGAUGUGGACAAUGAAGACGCUACGGCGAAUCAAAUGUUACCCAAAAUAAAGUGAUUUUGUCUAC
Messenger RNA from Linum trigynum, 3500 nucleotides. Lineage: Eukaryota; Viridiplantae; Streptophyta; Magnoliopsida; Malpighiales; Linaceae. The record is from the annotation of a GenBank genome assembly.